Molecule: messenger RNA, 3273 nt
Organism: Phasianus colchicus (ring-necked pheasant)
Lineage: Eukaryota; Metazoa; Chordata; Aves; Galliformes; Phasianidae
Source: RefSeq, a predicted model, not a curated record
GGAGCUUUUCUUGGUUCCAUGACAGCUCACACCGAUGCUGCUCUCCACUAACCAUUGCUUUCUUGCUCAUUGGUGUUGCUGAGCCUGCUCUUCCCCUUCCUCCUAUCAGGUUUAAUUAGAAAAUUCUACGCCCAUAGCUUGGUUUUGUGAGGGAUGCCAAAGACGUCACCAAGGAAAGCCAAAUGGGAUGACCAGAAAAUUUUAUUAAUGCAUAGGAGACUAAUGAUCUUUCUAAUUAGCAGUUAUUCCAGUGCAAGAAGAAGGUGCAGUGAGGCAUGCAGCAAAAGCAUGCUGUCAGGGGCCACAACUGACCCCUGAAACUGCCUCUGAUGGAGCAGGAGCUUCUUGUGCAGGGCUGUGCUUCAUGCCAUCCAGGCCAACACUGACCAUAGUGAGCCAGGUUCAAGACCUGAGCCUUUGCUUCUGCACUUGGGACACAACCCCCUGCAUCUAUAUGGCAGAGGGGCAGAGUGUAUGAAAGCAACACAGAGGAGAAGGACGUGGAGGUGCUAGCUGGCAACUGGGUGAACAUGAACCAGCAGUGUGCUCACACGGCCAAGGAUUCCAAGGGCAUCAGGGCUGAUAUCAGAAAUAGUGCAGCCAGCAGCAGCAGGAGGUGAUCAUCCCAUUGGAGUCAGACUCUGUCCCCAGGUAAUAGAGGACGAGAGGUGAUGGCCUCAAGUUGCACCAGGAGAGGUCCAGCUUUUCAUAUUUGGAAAAACUUCUCUGAAAGAGUGGCGAUGCAUUGGCACAGGCAGCCCAGAGAGGGGAUGGAGUCACUGUUCCUGGAGUUGCUCAAGGUGCAGCUGUUGCAUGGUACUGGAUUGGCCCAGAGCUUCAUGGCUUCAUCUCAGCCCUCAGACAGAGACGUGCUGUGUGUCAGGGUCCAGAUUUCGGUGGCCUUGUUGAGCUCCAAGCACUGGAGACAGCGCUGAAGUAGACUGGCCAAUGCCUGUCACUCAGAGCAAGUGGACAUGGAGUCACCUCUGCCAUACAUUUUCCAUGGCACUGGUCUGCUUCAGAGAUGUAGGGAGAGGAAGAGGCUGCUGUUGCAGAGCUGCUACGUUAUGCUGGAUUGCCCCAGAGCUUCAUGGCUUCAUCUCAGCCCUCAGACAGAGACGUGCUGUGUGUCAGGGUCCAGAUUUCGGUGGCCUUGCUGAGCUCAAGGCUCUUAAAUUCCAGAAGCUUCUGGUGGGGCAAUUAUCUAGAUGGGCUUCUCAUCCCUCACAUGGAAUUUGCAGGCUCUGCACAUUGGUAUGGCAAGAACCCGGGGAUGGGGGACAGCAUUAAUUAGCUGAUGUCCUGCCUGGGCCAUGGAGGCCAGCAGAGCCUGGCCAAGUCCCACUGGGGAUGAGCAGAGCCCCACAAUCUGAUAGCGUGGCUUGUGCUUGAGGAAAGGAGCUGCAUGGAACAGCAGAUUUUUCCUCUAGAUUGCUGGGUAGCAAGGCGGAAACAAGCCACAGUGCUGGUCUGGCACCUCCCAACGCUUGGGAGCGUUCGCUCCUCCCUUGGCAGAUUGUUUGCUGCCCCCCACCCCUCUGCCGUGUAUAUAAGGCCCCUCAGAGCCCUGCCACUACACAUCCACUCCAGCGAGGCAGACAGCAAGCUGCUCCUUCAGCUCCAGCACCUCUGUCUUGGCGAGAGUCAACCAGAAGGCCUUCAGCAUGGGUAAGGAACGCUCUGCAGCCUCCCUUAGCACUGUUUCCAGGGGCCUCUUUGUGCUUCGAAAAUUGAUUUCCCACAUUUGGCUGUGGGAUCUGUGCUCCCCUUCUGCUGGAGAAUUGCUACAAGAGAAGCUGGAGUUAUUUUCCUUGCUAGAGCUUCAAUGCUGACAUGGUUGUCCAUGUCAACUCCCUCUCCAUCGCUGCUGAUGGACCCAGGAUGAGUGCAGGAUGCAGAAGGGAAUGGAGCAGGGCUCUGAUCUGUGAUACCCCAUGGUCGUGGUCUAGUGGGCAUGGGAGUGAUGGGUCAGAGGUUGAACUUGAUGGUCUCAGUGUCUUUUCCAGCCUCAAAGAUUCCAUGGUGCCCAGUGGCACCUGGAGGAGGAUUCCUCUCCUGUACCUGAGAUCUGUCAGGGCCACCACAAAUGGAGCUGCUGGUCAUGGAGUCCUUGUUGGCAGCCAGGGUGGGAGAAGUCUAUUGAGUGGGACAGUCUUCUGCAUAGGCAGCACUGAAGGAUGUGGACAUUUCCCAUUUCGUUCUUUUCUUUUUCUCACCUCAGACAGAUGCAGAGUUCAGUGCUACGAGUACCCCAGCUGCCCUGACGUUGUGAAACCCAAGUGCUAUCAGGCAUGCUCUGAAGCUCCCAGAGAGGAGGUUGCAUACGUGACAUGUACUUACAGAGAAACAGGCAUUGACCAACCUGACUUCCUGGCCACCAUCGAUCUCAACCCCAGAUCUCCAUAUUACUGCCAGGUGAUCCACCGCCUGCCCGUGCCCAACCUCAAAGAUGAGCUGCACUGUUCUGGGUGGAGCACAGACCGCAGUAGCAGCAUCUGCUUUGACAAUAUCACAACGAAAAAGAACAAGCUGAUCCUCCCUGGUCUGAUUUCUUCUCGUAUUUAUGUGGUGGAUGUGGGUACACAGUGCCGGGCUCCCACAGUGUGUAAGAUGAUUGAGCCAGUGGAUGUCUUCUGGAAGUGCAACAAGGGCCACCUUAGUGUAGUUCACAGCCUGCCUAACGGUGACAUUCUGAUCGCCAACAUGGGGGAUGCAGCUGGCCGUGGGAAAGGUGGAUUUAUUGUGCUGGACGGAGAGACCUUUGAGCUGAAGGGUAACUGGGAACACGAGUGCGAGGUUCCCCCAACAGGUUAUGACUUCUGGUACCAGCCACGCCACAACGUUCUCAUCAGCACGGCCGGGAUGGUGCCAAGAAUUGCGGGACGUGGAUUUAACCCGGAUGAUCUGAAGAAAGGUGAGGGAACACGGAUGCAGGCGCUGGGCCAGAGCUCAGCAGGCUCAUGGCCGGAUGCAGACAAACUCACAGUAUGGGUAGCAGAUGGAGAAAGGGGACAGGCGGAGCGUGUGCAGGUUCACCCAUCUCCAGGGCUGCCCUCCCCUCCUGACUCACUUCUCCUUCUCCUCCUCCUCAGGGGUCUUCGGGCGCCGCCUGAAUGUGUGGAAUCUGUCCUGCCGUACCCUCACGCAGUGCUUUGACCUGGGGGAGGAUUCCUUGCCCCUGAGCGUGAAGUUCCUCCACAAUCCCGAUGCUGCCGAGGGCUACGUCAGCUGUGCCCUGAGCGGCAUCAUCUACCGCUUCUACAAGUGCGAGGC